AUGUCAUCUGGGUCUCGAGGACCCUCGUCUGGCAGAUACAAUGAUAGAAGUGAUUAUCCCGACUAUAACAAAUCACGACGGAAGAAUUUCUACUCCCCCAGCACUUCAAGAAGAGAUUAUAAGAGCGGGAGUGGACCCCUGGGUGGUAAAGAAACGGUACCACCAGCAAGUGCCAAUAGAUCUUACAAGAGCAAUGUGGGACAAGGCCUCACCUCGUCUGGGAACAGUGUAAGUGGGCCAAAUGUAAGAGACAGUCGUCUGUACAUAAGUGACCAGUACUCUGGUCCUCUGAAGGGUUCUUCUUAUGGCUCAUAUUAUCCUAGUUACGGAAGCUAUAACACAUUUUCAUCAAAUGGAACGUCCAAGGCCGGUGAAACCGGUAACUACUACAAUUCAAGGGGCGAUACUUGGAGAUCGGAUAGAAUAAAAGGGAAUAGCGGAGACUCCAGACUAUCAUCAUCAAACAAGCAACUGUACUCAUCCAGAAGUAGUCUCAGUUCAAGUGGUGCCCCUCCAACAUCCUCAUCCAACGAUUAUAGAAAAGAUAGAUAUGACUCCUACUCACAACAAGAUAUACCACCAACUAGCGGAAGUUCCAAGUGGAAAUCCUCAUCUCUCUCGUCAUCAGCUUACAAUGCAAAUAAAAUCCCAGUUUCAGGCAAUAGAGGAACUUUGUCUGGUUCAGCAUCAAGAUUUUCAAAGGACCGAGUACGAGGAUCGUCCUAUUCCACAGGGGGGUCAUCUGCCCUUGUCAAUAGUGCAGUUGGUACUAAGCGUAAUGCAGGUGAUACAUAUUACCCCUCAUCCAGAGAUUCUUUCUCGUCUGGAUAUAAUUCUUCCAAGCUGGUAGAUCGAUACUCUUCUAACAAUUAUCACCUGGAUGCAUCUAAUCAUUCGAAAUCAAGGAAUCACAGUGUUGAGCCAGAAGAACUAUUGGAAACUAGGGUAAAACAAGAAGCUGACCACUAUUCCCCUAAUGCAAGCAACGAUGAAGAUGAGACAAAUCGAAUGACAGAGGACGAGGACGAUUCAAGGAUACUUGAUAACGAUCAUGAGGGGGUAGAUUACUCAAAAGUCAACACGAAGGAAGAAAUUGAUACCAAAGGUGAUGCAGAUGAUCAGGAUGAAGAUGAAGAAGACGAGGAAGAUGAAGAUGAAGAUGAAGAGCAAAAGGCAGAAGUUAUCGUCGAUACCAAAUCUGCUCUUGAGAGCAUUGAUGCAAACCCACAACAGAAACCUAAAUCUUUUACCAAGGUGGAUGUAUCGAAUGAAGUAUGUUAUCCAGAUGGGUGCACUUAUCCAUUGACUGAAUUAGAAACAGAGUUGGAAAAUUUGAAAACUGAGUAUUCCAAAAAUUUUACACAUCCGAACGGUUUGAAUUAUUUAAAAUACUCCCUAGCAAAACCAGUUAAUGACUUUCAUCAAUAUUAUUUCUUUGCGAGAAACUAUAAGCAUUUCGUCAAUAACAAGGAUACCUUGAUCAAUAAGUUGAAAACACAAAAUGAGGCGAUUCAUAGAAAAAGAAUUGCGUUAUGGCGUGAAUACUCAAGAGGAUUAAAGAUUUGGGAAGAAGAAAGUAUCCAAAUGGAUCAACAAUUACGUUUGCUUCACCCUCCUGAUGAUGAAAUGAGAAAGGAAAUCGAUGCAAGUGAUACCAGGAAGCAAAAUCCGCUCUAUGGUGCUGAAGCAGGACCUCCGGAUCGCUUUCAAGGAUCAAAUUCUGGUAAUCGCCGGAAUAGAAGACAUGGAGAUUUAGUCACAACUGAAGCUGAGUUCCAAGAAAUCCUUCAAUCAUUGGGGAAAGAGAAUGAUGAGGAGCCUUUGAUCAAAGCCGAAAGAGUUGCUGCGCAAAUCCCUGACUUAAUUCUCGACCCAAUAGAGAGAGAACAAUUUAAAUUCAUGGAUGCCAACAACUUAGUGAAUGACAAGAAGCAAUGGGCGAACCGUGUGAAAACAGACUUUGUGGACAAUUUUUCAAAGAAGGAGCAUGAAUUAUUCUGUGAGGGAUUCUGCCAUUAUCCUAAAAGAUUUGGUGCCAUUUCAAGACAUAUGGGUGGUUUAAGAACUGCACAAGACUGUGUGAUACAUUACUAUGUCACCAAAAAAGAAGUCAAUUACAAGCAAUUGCUUGCGCAGCACAAGAAGAAGUUGUCCAAAAAGGCAGGCCGUCGAAGUAAAACUUCGAAAUCGAGAAAUGUUUCUCAAACUCAAACACCCUUGGUAACCCCAAAUGAAGAACAAACAGCUACGCUUGCGCUUGAGAAAAAGUCAGAGGAUUCAUUGCUUGAGAAGCUUGCCCCGGAGAACUCAGUACCAGAAAGUUCAUUGUCGGAAAUUGCAGUGCCAGAGAAUUCGAUGCCGGAGAGUUCGGUCAAUCCUUCCAGCGAUGAGUUAGCCAUUAAUGGGGCCCACAAACGUAGUGCAGAAAGCAAUAUUGAUGAACCCCUCAAAAGUUCUGAGAUUGACUUAGAACCAGCAAAAAAAAAAUCAAAGAAAGCACACGAAGGUGAAACAUCUACCAAAGUUACCCCAACAAUAGCUGUUCCCAUGAAUAAUGAUGAGCUUGAAUCUACAAAACCGAUUGAGGCGACACAAAUCGAGAAGGAAGUUGUGCCUAACGGAUUGGUGGUCUCUGAUACGGCCAUACCUAUAAAGGUCAAUGGUGCAUCACCGGUGCAUGAAGAUUCAAAGGAGCGUCGAAAAACAAUUUCUAGCUAUUGGAGCAUCACCGAAGCCAAUUUGUUUCCCGAAUUACUUCAAGAGCACGGAACAAAAUGGACAACUAUUGCUGAUAAAUUGACCACAAAGACAGCGACUAUGGUACGAAACUAUUUUCAAAGAAAUGCUGAAAAAAAUGGUUGGAAUGAAAUAGCACAAGCUGCCGACCAAAGAUUGGAAGCAAAAUUUGCUGCCGUCCUAAGUACUAAGCUAGAACAAAAGGCGGAUACAACAGAAGCACACAAAGAACCAUCCAAAGAUACCAGUGCUUCUGAGGCUGCUAUCACCACGGUGACUACAUCGCAAUCACCGGCUCCUCAGUCUGCUUAUAUUCCAUACGGCACCUUUCAUCAUGGGGCUGCUGCCACCAUAUCUACCCCAAAUCCACCUCGAAUGGGAAUCAAUUCUUUGUUGGCGGACCUGCCGGCAACUCAACCUCCCCGGUCAAUUCCCCAGGCGAAACCAGUGGUUUCAGAACCAACUUCGCAGUCGCAACCCUCGCCUCCAACCAGCCAUACAUACUCCACAGUGCCAAUAAUUCCAAAGGAAGCACCAAUACCUACCGCUAUUGUUCCCCCUCAAAGGUCGUCCAUCAUGAGUCUUUUAAACUCCGAUUCCAGUCCAGUCAAACAGGAACCUCUAUCCGUUUCUACUAUUGCUCCUGCUAGGCAGAAUCUUAAUGAUCUCCUCAAUAACCUGUCGGAGCCAGCUCCCUCAAACGGCUACAAGUCCAACGUUUCCAGCCUUCUUUCUGUCGACAAGCCCCAUGGGGCCAAUGAUCAAACGAAUUGA
Molecule: messenger RNA, 3510 nt
Organism: Suhomyces tanzawaensis NRRL Y-17324
Lineage: Eukaryota; Fungi; Ascomycota; Pichiomycetes; Serinales; Debaryomycetaceae
Gene: SNT1
Product: Snt1p
Exons: 1
Coding region: 1-3510 (1169 amino acids)
Biological process (GO): regulation of transcription by RNA polymerase II
Cellular component (GO): Set3 complex
Source: RefSeq, a predicted model, not a curated record